AUGGAUGACAAUAUCUGGAAUAAUCCGAUUAAGGAUGAUCAUCUGAAUGAAACGUUUAAUAAUAUUGAUUUGAAAAUUGCGGGCCUUACAAUAGAUCGUACUCCAAGUCCCAAUAAUGAGUUCACUGACAAGAACAACGAUUUUUUCAGAAAUUCAAUAAUAAAUGAUGAUGACAAUAAAGCAACAAGGAAUACAGACUUCAUGCUUGCUAAUGAAAGCACAUCAAACAACGCAUAUUCCAAUACUGCUAACACACCAAGUUUAGACGCUUACAAUGAGAGCCUCUUUAAUUUCAACAAGUUAGUAAAAUAUCAGUACAUUGAAUUUUCUGAUUAUGAUAUUCCUGAAAUCUUAGAUUAUUUAGUAUCGUUACCAAUGAAGAAACCACAUGUAACUACUUAUCCGGCAGGGGUAUUGUAUCAAUGUAUUAGAUACGCUGACCAUAAGAAAAACUCUCCAAAUUUGGUUAAAUCUUUGACAAAUCUUUCCUUCACCAAGAUCCUGGCGUCAAUCAAAAAUUACAACAAUUUAGAUUCAGAUGAUGUUGACACAAAUCUUGUAGAAUCUCAGGGGGAUAUCGUUAAGCAAUCUUACUGGAUUGGUUCCUUGACAUUUUUAUACUAUUAUCUCACAAAGGAUGAAUCAUUCUUUAAAAGAUAUCCAUCGUUGUUACAGGAACUAAUAAAUACAUUGCAUUCGUUAAUUGUAGAAUUAACGACAUCCAUACAUUCAAGAUUGAAUCCAUUAAUCGAACCUACGUUAUUGGAUUACACAACUAUCAAAGAUGUCAAAGAUACUCUUUACAAGAAAGAUUGGAAUUUUUUCAAGAAGAGAAAACAAGCUAAAUUGUUACUAAAAGAACAAAGAAUAAAAUUAAAAAGACAGCAAGAAUUGAAUGCUUUGAAAAGCAAAAAAUCGCAUUCAAGUACGACUGAUGAAGAACAAGAAAAUGAACGCGACAGUGAAUCCAACUUUUCUAAUCAAUUAUUUUAUGACAAUGACAUUCUACAACAUUUAUUACCACCUUCACUAGAGGAACAAAUGAAGCCAUCUCCACUAAAAAUAGUUCAAAUUUUUGGUGCGUUAAAUUACGUUUUAAAUCUGCAUCAAAUCCAUCCACUCUUUCAACAGCAAUGCCUAUCGAUCUCCAUAAAUUGGUUCUCUACAAGUUUAUUCAAUAAAAUUUUGAGAAAUAAGAGGGGUAAAUAUUUGACUAGAGCAAGAGCCAUUCAAAUAAGACUAAAUUUAUCAAGUUUUGAAGCAUGGAUACAAAAUAAUGACUUGGUAGUUAAAAAACCAAAAUUAAUUGAUGAUUUCAUGUGGGAGAGAUUUCCACACACAUUAAUCGAAGAGUUAUCACAGAUUAAUUUGAAUGAACCUAUAUUAAAAAAUGUUACAAGUUAUAAACCAGUUCCUGACGCAAAUAAAAAAAUUAUAGACGAUUUCACUAAUUCAUUGUUCUAUUACCAACCGCUUCAUAAAAUUUCGUCUUUACACCUAGAACCUGUACUUGAACUACUUCAGUGGUUGCAAAUCAGCACUACAAUAGAUAGUGAAGAAUCUCUAGAAAACACACUUGCGUUACUGCCAAGACUGUCGAAUUAUCAGCUUGUAAAAAUAAUUGAAAAUUAUAGCUACGAGAUCAAUGAACAAAAAUUUAGUAGUAAACUUAAAAAAACUUUAAAGAGUAGAAUCAGCAAAACUGAACACAAUCAAUAUUUCACCCAGGAGAACCAAAUCCCAGUUUUAACACUACCAACCGUCACAGAGGUCACAGAUUUGUAUUCGCAAGAUAUUGAGUUUUUACCAAUUUUAUCAGAUGAUAUCCAAGAUAAGUUAUACGAAAUCCAUGAUUAUAACUUCAAGUUACGUAUGAAUAGUGAAGAUCAACAGAUAUUGGGAACUGAAACUGAAAUGGAACAAUCUGAAGACACUGAAGAUAACGAUGAUGAUAACGAAACGGAAAAUGGCAACGUAGAAGAAAACACAGGGAAUACCGCCGAUAGGAAUAACAUUUUUAAUGAAGUGGAUGCACCCUCUGCAACGGCGCACGGACCAAACUGGGCCUCUACGAAUAUCUCAUCUGCACUAGAUGAUGAAAUUGAAGCAAAUCCUUGGUGA
This is a messenger RNA of Kazachstania africana CBS 2517, 2121 nucleotides long. RefSeq lists its product as uncharacterized. The transcript has a single exon. Gene Ontology annotation, molecular function: GTPase binding. The record is from RefSeq and is a predicted model, not a curated record. The coding region runs from base 1 to 2121 and encodes 706 amino acids. NCBI's taxonomy places the organism in Eukaryota, Fungi, Ascomycota, Saccharomycetes, Saccharomycetales, Saccharomycetaceae.